Ahaetulla prasina is the source of this 1858-nucleotide messenger RNA. RefSeq names its product chymotrypsin C (gene CTRC). NCBI's taxonomy places the organism in Eukaryota, Metazoa, Chordata, Lepidosauria, Squamata, Colubridae. Gene Ontology annotation, biological process: proteolysis. The transcript has 8 exons. Bases 990 to 1790 code for a protein of 266 amino acids. Gene Ontology annotation, molecular function: serine-type endopeptidase activity. The record is from RefSeq and is a predicted model, not a curated record.
GUGCGGUUGAGGCCUCUGUGCCAUUUCUGUCUGUGGCUGGGCUUCCUGACUCGAGCAGCCUCUCCAGUCUGCUGCAGAGGAGGGGAGGUGGGACGGAGCUGGCCAAACGGGCCGGGCAGUUGGAUUCAGACACCACCCCAAGUGGAGGCAGCAGCUCACCCCCAGGUGGCAUCGCUUAGCCUCUCCAGGAUGGAGGCCAUUCCUGGGGACCCAGGCUGGCUGUGUCCACACACGCCAGGAGCCGAAGCCAAAUUGAGGACGUUGUUUGUGCUUCAACGUCUUGCUGAGGUUGUGUGAAUCAGACUACAAACAGAUUGACUUCCGUGGUUCUGGGCUUGGGAGUGCGGGGUUCUUCUGCCCAGGUCCCAUCAAGGUUUGAUUGUGGUUUCUCCCACAAGCCAUGUGGGGCCUCCCUGGCCCUCUUUUCCAAACGCCUCCUAUUUCUCCAUGGGAAGCAGACAGGUGACGAAGGACGUGCCAGGCCGGAUGAGGCAGCUGCUGCUUCUCCCAUGCCUGGGGCAGGGCCCCCCACCAUGCCCACAGGGCCUCCAGCCAUACCCAGUGAGGCCAGGAGCUGCCCUUGGGCCCGCCCGAGGAGCUGGCAUUGCCACCGGUCUGGCUCCCUAGCACAGGGGCUGCAGCCAAAGGCUGGUAUGGCUUUUCCUGGGUAGCGCCACCUAUAGUCAAGCCAGAUGCCUGAUGGGAGUGUGGGACGGGAGCCCAAGACCAUUUUGGGGGAUGCAGGAAGAGCCGCUCUGCCCCUCCCAGGCACCCUAAAGGUCUCCUGGACCCUGUCUCGGUGAGCGGACGAGGACUGCGCUCUCUGCCAAGGGGCAGCCUUCCUCCUUUAUCGACCCAGCGAUAGAUAACCUGGCAAGGUCAAAGACGCCAGGUGAUCACACCUGGUCGGGGCUCCAAGGAUGCUCGGCUGCAGCUGGCUAUAAAUAUGGGAGGGACUUCCCACAAAGCCCACUUCAGCGGCUGCCAUCAUGUUCAAGCUGCUCUGCGCCCUCCUGCUCGUGGCUCACGCCUACGGCUGUGGCCACCCCACCUACGUGCCCAAUAUUUCGCGUGUGGUUGGGGGCGAAGAUGUCCGGCCCCACAGCUGGCCCUGGCAGGUCUCCCUCCAGUAUGACAAGAAAGGAGUUUGGGCUCACACUUGCGGUGGGACCCUCAUCGACCCUAACUGGGUGCUGACGGCGGCUCACUGCAUCAGCUCUAAGCGGACCUACCGAGUGCUGCUGGGCAAGCAGAACCUGAAAAUGGCCGAGGCCGGCGAGGUGGCCGUGGCAGUGGAGAAGGCCAUCGUCCACGAGAAGUGGAACUCACUCUUCAUCAUCAACGACAUCGCCCUGUUGAAGCUGGCAGAGCCGGUUGAGUUCAGCGACACCAUCCAGCCCUCCUGCCUGCCCACCCCGGAGUCUCUGCUACCCCAGGGCUUCCCCUGCUACGUCACUGGGUGGGGCCGUCUCUGGACCAACGGACCCAUCGCAGACACUCUUCAGCAGGGCUUCCUGCCCGUGGUGGACCACGCCACCUGCACCCAGAAGGACUGGUGGGGCUCCAUGGUCAAGCCCAGCAUGGUCUGCGCGGGGGGAGACGGCGUCAUUUCAGGGUGCAAUGGUGACUCUGGAGGGCCCCUGAACUGCCACAACGGCGACUCCUGGCAAGUCCACGGCAUCGUUAGCUUUGGGUCCGCCCUCGGCUGCAACACGGCCAAGAAGCCCACCGUCUUCACCCGCGUCUCCGGCUACAUCCUCUGGAUCACCAAGACAAUGACUCAGAACUGAGGAGCCAGCUGUGCCGUGUGGCCAACCGAUACUGAAAAAUACUCAAUAAACCUUUUAUCAUCCCGAAG